AUGACACCGCUGCUCCUGCUGAGCCUGGCUCUAGCCCUCUCUGCGGCCCAGGAGUUCAAUCCCCGCACGGUCGUGCAGAGGAACUACGACAUGGCCAGGGUCGCAGGGGUCUGGCACUCUAUUUCCAUGGCCUCGGAUGACCUGAAGCGGAUUGAAGAAAACGGGGACCUGUGGGUCUUCAUUCGGAAAAUCGAGCACUUACAAAACGGCAGCCUGAAAUUCGACUUCCGCUUCAUGGUGCAGGGGGAGUGCGUGGCCGUGGCCGUGGUUUGCGAGAAGACGGAGAAGGACGGGGAAUACUCCGUUGCCUAUCGGGGGGAGAACAAGGUGCUGGUGUCGGAGACCGACUAUGACCUGUACGUCACCUUCUACCUCCAGAACAUCAGGAACGGCACUGAGACCCACGUGCUGGCGCUCUAUGAUUCGAAAACACCUGCAAAAAAUAUGGACUUGGUUCACAAAAUAUCAUCAACAUGA
Molecule: messenger RNA, 477 nt
Organism: Cynocephalus volans (Philippine flying lemur)
Lineage: Eukaryota; Metazoa; Chordata; Mammalia; Dermoptera; Cynocephalidae
Product: epididymal-specific lipocalin-9-like
Exons: 5
Coding region: 1-477 (158 amino acids)
Molecular function (GO): small molecule binding
Source: RefSeq, a predicted model, not a curated record